Messenger RNA from Thalassophryne amazonica, 1375 nucleotides. It is a transcript of the gene tmem237b, whose product is annotated as transmembrane protein 237b. Bases 88 to 1314 code for a protein of 408 amino acids. The transcript has 14 exons. Gene Ontology annotation, cellular component: ciliary transition zone. The record is from RefSeq and is a predicted model, not a curated record. NCBI's taxonomy places the organism in Eukaryota, Metazoa, Chordata, Actinopteri, Batrachoidiformes, Batrachoididae. Gene Ontology annotation, biological process: cilium assembly.
CAGCCGAAACAUAACUGAUUUUCACUUUUCGCCUGGACAUAAUUUAAACCCCUGUACAUAAAAACUGUUUUAAUAACUCUUCCAAGCAUGGAUACGAAAGGCUUAAAGACACCACGAGAGCUUCCUCCUCUUCCACAGCGAGGGCAUCAAGCACGUCCCACAAUGCCGAGUCAAGACACAGUUGGGGACAUUUCAGGACACAAACAUAAGAAGAAAAAGGCGAGGAAGGAGACAGAAGGAGUGGACGACUUGGACAAACAGGGGACGGAGAUGGGAGGUCUCAGCAGCAGGAGGGCAUCUGAGACAGUGGAACCACUUCCUCUUGAAGCUACAAGUGAUGCUCCGCCACAGAGGAGGAAGAAGAAAAAGAAAACUGCCACCAGAGAACUCGAGGAGGACCAAGCAGACCUAGUGAAUGGAUAUGACUGUGAUCAGACCACAAAUACAGAAGAAGUGGCCAGAAAACCAAAAAAGAAAAAGAAAUCAAAGGUUGUGGAAUCACAGCUUCCUGAUGAUUUGGAUUUAGAAGAGGAUGAUGUCAUCAGUGACACACCUCCCCCUAUCCCUCAGCAUGCUCUCUUCUCUGCCCCACAUUGCCAGAGUCAGCCAGUCGGGAAGAUCUUUGUCGAGAGGAACAAGAGGUUUCAGGCAGCAGAUCGCUCUGACCGGAGGAAGACCAGCGAUCAGGUGGAAACCCUGAAUGACUUCCAGCAGAUGCAGCCUGUCUGGACCACCAGAGAUGUUUCUCUCAGGGUGCACGAAGCCUUCAGGGUAUUCGGCCUGUAUUGUCAUGGCUUCCUGGCAGGCUACGCUGUGUGGAAUACUGUGGUGGUGUACAUGCUUGCUGGUCAGCACCUGACUGCUCUGUCCAACCUGCUGGAGCACUACCACCCCCUGGUUUACCCAUCUCAGUCUCUGUUCUACAUGCUUCUGGCCAUUAGCACAGUGGCCACCUUCGACAGAGUGAACUUGGCCAAAGGAUUGACGGCUCUGCGGGCUUUAAUCACCAUGGACCCAGUGGCUCUCGCCUCAUUCUUGUAUUUCUCAGCAUUGGUCCUGACCCUCAGCCAACAGACGACCAGUGACCGAAUCAACCUCUACCCAUACAGCUUCAACGCAACAUUGUGGCCUCAAGGUACAGAGCACCAGAUUCUCCACCCUUGGCUCACAGUCAACCUUGUGGUGGCGCUCUUGGUCGGCCUGGCCUGGAUCCUAAUUGCAACACGGCCUGAGGUGGACUACACCGAGGGACAUCUAAUGGCUAUGGAGAUUGAGCCCCCAAAGCAUGAAGACAAAUCGGAAAUGACACCUUAAAAAAGAGUGACCUGUAAAACUCAUGUAGCUGCGUUGAUAUAUGUGGGUUUAUUUUAUUUGU